Molecule: messenger RNA, 459 nt
Organism: Miscanthus lutarioriparius
Lineage: Eukaryota; Viridiplantae; Streptophyta; Magnoliopsida; Poales; Poaceae
Source: the annotation of a GenBank genome assembly
AUGGCCAAGCACCGUCGCGGGUGUGCUCUGCCUCCUCGGAGCUCCGUCGCGGGUGAGCUCCGUCGCCGCGGGCGCGAGCUGGUCCUCCACCACCGGCGAUCACGGACGCGAGUGCAGCUGGUCCUCCACCCCCGGCGUGCUCUGCGGGGGAGCUGGUCGUCCACCACCGGCGUGCGCGGACGCGAGUGCAGCGGCGUCGCCAUGCCCGACGCUCCCAACCGCUCGCGAGGAAACUACUGCGGACGCAUCUGCGCUGAUGACCCAGGUCCCGUUUCUCUGCACGCAUGCCCGCAACGCUUCGGUGAGUCCCGUUUCUCUGCCUCAGCGUCAGAGCCGGUGAUCUCGUGUCCGCUCGGAGCAUGUUCGACAAAAUGCCAACGAGGGACACGAGCUUCGAACUGCAUCGCCCGGAGGCCGGAGCAGCAACAAGCGACGUACGCGCUGGAGUGCUGGAUGUGA